Messenger RNA from Sorghum bicolor (sorghum), 853 nucleotides. RefSeq names its product probable calcium-binding protein CML25/26. Lineage: Eukaryota; Viridiplantae; Streptophyta; Magnoliopsida; Poales; Poaceae. The transcript has a single exon. Gene Ontology annotation, molecular function: calcium ion binding. The record is from RefSeq and is a predicted model, not a curated record. Bases 199 to 699 code for a protein of 166 amino acids.
UAUGUAUCAUCAAGAUUCAAGCAGAGCUAGCAGGCGAGAAACCAGCCAACUAACGAAACUAUGUACGGAGCCACAAACUAAACUACAACUACCUGGAGUAGUACGGACGUACCGUAGCCAACCAACCAUUCAGCUGCAUCCAUCUUCCAGUCCUGCUGCUUACGUGCUCUGCCAUACGUGAUCGUGACCCAAAAAAAAAUGGCUGUCACGGCGACGGCGGCGGCGGCGUCGUUGUUCGAGACCCUGGACAAGGACGGCGACGGCAAGGUGUCGGCGUCGGAGCUGCUUGGCUGCGCGGCGGCGGAGCUGGACGAGGAGGAGGCCGCGGCGGUCGUCGCGGUCGCGGACGCCGACGGCGACGGCCUGCUGUGCCGCGACGAGUUCCUCGGGCUGGCGCGCGAGGCUGCGGCGUCGGCGGACCAGCAGGCCGAAGACAGGCGGCGGUGCCUCAGGGUGGCGUUCGGGAUGUUCGCGGCGGACGCGGACGGCGGCGCCACGGCGGCGGAGCAGUGCAUCACGCCGGCGAGCCUGCAGCGGAUGCUCGGCCGGCUGGCGGUGGGGGCGAAGCAGCAGCAGCAGCAGCUGGCCUUGGACUUGGACGAGUGCCGGGCCAUGAUCUGCAGGUUCGAUCUCGACGGCGAUGGCGUCAUUUCUUUCGAAGAGUUUAGGGUCAUGAUGCAUGAUGGCCUCUUCUUAUGAUGUAUACCAUCCUGCGACCUCCGUUGUUCAUACUACGGCUGUUACCACCACACCUUCGGUCACGUUUUUUUCAGUGAGAUAUAUAUUCAAUUUUUUGGGAUGAACUUUGGACUCUAUACAUUUGUACAGAUUUUAUGUCAAAAUGUGGAAUUAC